AAGACUGAUAUAUACAUUUCCUCACAUUUUCUGAAUGAAAAUGCUUAUGAAUUGUUAUCGGCUUAAUGAUAAAAAAUUGUGCAAAACAGGUUUUCUUUCAGAUUUAGGGUAUUUGUAAUCGUUAGUAGACAACCAUAUAUACGAAAUAAUAAUAAUAAAGAUAACGUACGCUGUCCGUGAUAAAUUUCAAAAUUUCCUUAUAUAUUUAAGUGUUCGUGUAAGUAUUCCAGCGAAAAAAAACAGAUUGAAAAUGUUCAAAGUGAUCUUCAUAACCUUUUUCUGUCAUUAUGCUGUUGAAUUAGUCGCAUCACAGCAGUGUCAACUAUCUAAAUCAUCGAGAUCAUGUCAACCGACCUGCGAGUUUAUGCAUCCACCAUGCAGAAAAAGUGUUAAUCCUCAAGAUCUAUGCCAGUGCGAAGAAGGGUACAUCCUAUUGAAUUAUAAGAACACCACUUGUGUACCUAUUGAAGAAUGCCCAAGUAAAUGCAGCAGUCCUAACCUUUUCUGGAACGACUGUGGUUCGAAGUGCCCAAAAACUUGUCAAAAACCGAAUCCUCAAGCUUGUACGAAAAUAUGUGAACCUGGCUGUUUUUGCGAAGAAGGUCUUAUACUGAAUGAAGCAAAUAUGGAAUGCAUCAAACCAAAAAAUUGUCCAAAGUAAAAAAAAAAUCGACGCAUUUUUCAGUGAUUAAACAAAAAUAAAACCACCCCUCAAGUUGUUGAA
Molecule: messenger RNA, 724 nt
Organism: Coccinella septempunctata (seven-spotted ladybird)
Lineage: Eukaryota; Metazoa; Arthropoda; Insecta; Coleoptera; Coccinellidae
Product: serine protease inhibitor swm-1-like
Exons: 3
Coding region: 251-661 (136 amino acids)
Source: RefSeq, a predicted model, not a curated record